Messenger RNA from Limulus polyphemus (Atlantic horseshoe crab), 817 nucleotides. It is a transcript of the gene Pldn, whose product is annotated as biogenesis of lysosome-related organelles complex 1 subunit 6-like. The record is from RefSeq and is a predicted model, not a curated record. The coding region runs from base 85 to 654 and encodes 189 amino acids. Gene Ontology annotation, biological process: intracellular transport. NCBI's taxonomy places the organism in Eukaryota, Metazoa, Arthropoda, Merostomata, Xiphosura, Limulidae. Gene Ontology annotation, cellular component: extrinsic component of membrane; transport vesicle; BLOC-1 complex. The transcript is spliced from 6 exons.
CUACAACAGCAAACAUGUAAAAGGUGAGGUGGCUUGAUGAACUGUGGAAUUUAGUCAUGUGAAAAUUGAAACAAAUUGUGCAAAAUGGAAACUGUGACUCCUGAAAGCAACUCGGCAGUUAUUGAAAACAACAGAGAAACAACAAAAGAACUCUUAGUCAAAGAAGACAAUUGUGUUGAAGAUAAUGGCAUGGAGAAAGAGAAUUAUGCCAGUCCUGAAGUUGAAGAAAAAUUAAAAGAAGAAAAAGGUCUUCCAAAAUCAGCAGUGAAGAAGGAAGUUGGACAAAGACUUAGUCAAGGUCUUCUGUCAUUGUAUUUAUUGGAUCUGCAAAAAGUGGCAAGCAAUCUCACAGAGUUGUCAAAAAAUCAGAAUAUUCUUAUUGAAACUAUUCAACAGGAAAACACUCGAUUUUCUGAAGCUUUAAGUACUUAUUCUUUGGAAAAUGUGUUGACCAGAACCAAACAUUACCAGACAAAACUAAUGAACAUCAAGAAAGAAAUGACAGUUCUCUAUGACAGGUCAGCAAAAUUAAAGAAACAAGCACUCAGGCUUCAAGAACAGAAACAGAAAGAGGCACUGCAGCGUGAGCAGCUUCGGGAAGAAGAACUGGAACGAGAACGACAGCUCACUGCUAAAGUAGCAAGUAAAUCAUGAUGACUUGUUUUGUGGUCGUAGAAUUAAAAUGUCAAAUGAAGUAAAUUUGGUUGCACAGAAUGUUUCCUCAUUGGUGCAUGAGAAAUGACUGUGAAUCAGUGUACUUUUUGAUUAUCCAUUUAUCAAAAAGGAUGGGCAAUUAGAAGGACUUGGUUUUUUAGAU